Auxenochlorella protothecoides is the source of this 666-nucleotide messenger RNA. RefSeq lists its product as uncharacterized. NCBI's taxonomy places the organism in Eukaryota, Viridiplantae, Chlorophyta, Trebouxiophyceae, Chlorellales, Chlorellaceae. The transcript is spliced from 2 exons. The record is from RefSeq and is a predicted model, not a curated record. The coding region runs from base 1 to 666 and encodes 221 amino acids.
AUGGUCCAGAUUGCCUACGCCCUGGACCUCCCGCCCUGCAUCGUCGCCCGGCGACUGCUAGAGGCCCUCAGGCUGGGGCUGGGCAGGGCGGGCACCACCCUUGCCCUCCGAGACCCGGCGGCCCUCCCCUCCCUCGUGAAGACCCCCGGGCUGGCUGACACCCUCCUGGCCCGCCUGCGGCGCGAGCUGGAGGCCUGCGUGGCCGUGGACGCGGUGUGCUGCCCCCGCGCCGACAGCGCACGGGCGCGGGCCGGCAGCGCAUACGAGGAGCGGCUGUAUGCCAGCCUGCAUGAGGCCGGGGUGGCUUUUUGGACGGAAGGGGGCCUCAGGGCGCGAGGUUUCUUCAAGACGCCAGAUGCCAAGCUUCAGGUCCCUGUGGCGGUGGGGGGGAGGGUGGUCCACUGGAUAGACUCCAAGGCGACCUUUGGGGAUGCCCGGAUGCACAGGACUCAGCUCGCCGAGCAGUAUGAGCUGUAUGUCAACCGCUUUGGGCCUGGCAUGGUCAUCUACUGGCACGGCUAUGUGGAGGGCCUCCUGGAGCAUCCCGGCGUGUUGGUCGUGGAUGACUUCCCUGCCAAGUCAAGCAUCCUGCAACUGCCCUGCCUCUCCGUUGAACCUGUGCGACCCUCUGAGGCACCCUUCCGGCCGGCCAUACAGGCCGCCUGA